Molecule: messenger RNA, 857 nt
Organism: Lonchura striata (white-rumped munia)
Lineage: Eukaryota; Metazoa; Chordata; Aves; Passeriformes; Estrildidae
Product: V-set domain containing T-cell activation inhibitor 1
Biological process (GO): T cell costimulation; immune response; cell surface receptor signaling pathway
Cellular component (GO): external side of plasma membrane
Source: RefSeq, a predicted model, not a curated record
AGAAGCUCCUCGCAGCAGCACGUUUGGAUCUCGAAACGUGCCGAAGGAACACAGGGAGAUUCCACAGAGCCUUCCCUCCCUCUCAGGACAAAGCAACUGCCUCCUUUGGAAACUGAGCAUCCCUGAACAGCCAUCAAAGGUGACAGUCCAGGUGCUGGAACAUGUCCAUGACUGAGCUUUGGUUCAACAACAGAGACACAAGCAGCAGCUGAAGCAUCUGGUGAAGCUCCUGACAGGGACGGAUUCCCAAAGGCUGGGAGGCACAAAAAUGAAAUGGGAGACUGCUCUCUGGAUGGUUGCCUGCUCACUGCUUGCCUCUCUGCCCAGAGGGCAGCUGGACACCACGUGCCACGCAUUUGUUGGAGAAACUGUGGUUCUGCCUUGCACCAUCACCCUUCCUGGGGAGCUGACUCUUUCCAAGUCAAUGCUCUACUGGCAGAUUGGCACCAAGCUGGUGCACUUCUUUCAGAACGGGCAGGAUUCACUGAAGGGCCAGGAUGAAAAGUUCCACGGCAGAACCAGUCUUUUUCUGGACCAGAUGAAGCAUGGCAACCUUUCCUUAAAGAUCUCCAAUGUCCAGUUAUGGGACGAUGCUGAAUACUCCUGCAUCUACAGACAAACUGAGAGCUAUCAAACAAAGAAAUCUACAAUUAAACUCAAUGUAUCAGCUCUACCUAAGAUUGAGGACCCACCUUCCCCUUCUGAGCAGAAUCAGAUUCCCUCCGGAAGCCCCGUGGAUGUGCCAUGUCUGGCUGUGCUUCCCCUCUCUUUCCUCCUCCUGGUCCCCCUGGGGCUUUGGCACUUGUAACAGGGGAAGGCAACCUUGUCUUUGGGAAUUUCUCCUCACCAGAGGACUU